AGAGAGUAAAACUAAUAGUAAAGAGGACCAGGUAUCUGAAAUAAUCAAUAAUUCUAUUGUAAAUAGAGAAAGGGUGUCUGAAAAUAAUAGUAGAGAGGACCAAGUGUUUGAAAUAAUUGAGAUAUCAAGUAACAAAGAGAACAAAAUACCUGAAAUAAUUGAAAUAUCAAGUGAUGAAGAAAACCAGACACCUGAAGAUGAACAGACACCCAAAAUAAUUGUAUUAUUAAGUAUUUUAAAAGAACAAACUCCUGAAACAGCUAUAAUGAAUAGUUUUUAA
This is a messenger RNA of Dentiscutata erythropus, 280 nucleotides long. The record is from the annotation of a GenBank genome assembly. Lineage: Eukaryota; Fungi; Glomeromycota; Glomeromycetes; Diversisporales; Gigasporaceae.